CCAGCCAGCCAACAAGAACGAGCGUGCAUCCACCGAUCGAGAGGACGCGGCCAUGUCGACGUCCGCGACCAUGUCCAUGUCGGGGAAGGCGAGCGACCCGGGCUCCGCGUGGUUCGCCACGGGCAGCAGGAGCCCGGCGCCGGCGCACAACGUGCGGCUCAUCGCCACCGCCGUCGCCGUCUUCGCCUCCGUGCUCGGCCUCGCCCUGCUCCUGCACCUCUACAUCUGCCACGUCCGCCGCCGCAACAGCAGGCGCCGCACCGCGGCUGCGGCCGCCGCCCUGGCGGCUGAGCCCAAGGCGCCCAAGACCGGGCUGGAGCCGGCCGCCAUCGCGUCGCUGCCGAUCGCCGCGUACCAGGAGGCCGGGGGCGAGCCGGGCGAGUGCGCCAUCUGCCUUGGCGCGGCCCAGCAGGGCGAAGCGGUGCGCGUGCUGCCGUCCUGCGCACACGUCUUCCACGUCGACUGCGUCGACACGUGGCUCGCCUCCAGCUCGUCCUGCCCCGUCUGCCGCGCCCUGGUGGAGCCGCCGCCGCCACCGCCGUCCUCGGCAGCCGCGGCAGGCUCGGUACUGCAUGAGAGGCCGGCCUUGGUGAAGGAGGACGUUGGCACCUCGGGGUCGCCAUGUGGGCUGGGCGCGUCGCUGAUGAAGAUGCUGAGCAGGGAGAGGCCGGCGGCGCCUCGGAGGCCCCUGCAGGGUGACCAUGUGGAAAUGCGUCUGGAGGACUUGGAGAGUCAGCUGCCACAGCAGCAACACUCUGUGAAUAGCAAUUAGUCUCUACCUUUUUUUUUUUUUGUUUCUUGUCAUUCGUUGCUUGAUUUCUACGUCUUGCACACGAAUGAUGAAUUCAGGAGUGGGAAUUCCACUCCUGAAGUCAAGUUUGCAGCCCUGCAUGGAGCUCACCCGUAUCCCUCGUAUUUCUGCAAAGAAGGGAUCUAUAGUGGAUAAUAUUAAGAGCUCUGUUUGCCUUUCUGUAGCCAUGGUGCUUUUGUCCCGUUGAGGAUAUUGUUAUGAACGGGCCGGCACGUUUGAACAUUGAACGAAGAAAAAUUCCCCAA
Molecule: messenger RNA, 1056 nt
Organism: Lolium rigidum
Lineage: Eukaryota; Viridiplantae; Streptophyta; Magnoliopsida; Poales; Poaceae
Product: RING-H2 finger protein ATL2-like
Exons: 1
Coding region: 53-772 (239 amino acids)
Source: RefSeq, a predicted model, not a curated record